Messenger RNA from Prorocentrum cordatum, 1959 nucleotides. NCBI's taxonomy places the organism in Eukaryota, Dinophyceae, Prorocentrales, Prorocentraceae. The record is from the annotation of a GenBank genome assembly.
AUGGGCUCGGGAGCAGCGGCGCGAGCGAGUGGGAAGCCCCCCUGGCGCUGCAAGUCACGCAGCGCGCCUGAAGCCAAGGGCUUCAGGAAGCUCAACUUCGGGGACCGCUCGCAGCGCAAGUGGCGAAACUGCCCGAAGUCGUCGCACUUCGGGGGCAAGCCGACGGAGAGCGCGCCCUCCAAGUCGAUAGAGAAUAUCAAGCUGGCGAAGGCGUUGGAGAAGCUCGAGCAGCUCAAGGCGAUGGCUGCAGGCCAGAAGGCGCCCGGCACUGGCCAGGCCGCGUGCGAGAAGCCCCCCGAGGACGCGCAGCUCAAGAGCAUCGCGGACCAGACCAGGAAGAUCGAGAAGCAGAACGGAAAGGAUCGCGGCGAGCUCACCAAGAUUAAGGUGCAGAAGGACGAGCUGGAGGCCAAGGCGGAGGCCCUGCGGCAGGCCACCAGCGAGCGCGACCUCAAGCUUGCGGAGUUCAAGGUGCUGGGCGGCUUCGAGGUCGACGAGGCGCUGCAGCGGUUCAUCAACGCGCAUGCCAUCAGGUACGAGCAGCAACGCAGGGACGCCCGUGCUGCCGAGGCGGAGGCAGCGGCGGCUGCCACUCGCGCCCAGGCGGCGGGUGCCGCUGAGGCAGGCCGCGUCGCCGCAGUGCCAGGCGAAAGUCGGGGCCCUGUCCCUGGCGAAGGGGCCCCAACGGGGGGCGACGCCAUGGGCGACGAGGAGCUGGAGUGCGACAACCAGCACGACUUCCUCAAGAAGGCGGGCCAGGCGCCAGCCCCGCCCGAGGGCUCUGAGCGCCCUGAUGACGAUGCCGCGCGUGCCGUCUUCAAGCGCUACUGGGACGCCAUCGGUGCGACGCCGCCCAAGCGGCAGCGGGAGGACGGGGACGCCUACUACAGCGAGGUGUAUGAGGCAAAGGAGCAGGCAUCCCGCGAGCUGAGUGUGGCCUCGCCCACUGGGGCUCUGCGUACCAGGGCCGGGGAGGCCCCGCAGGCGCAGACCACCACGCCGGCUGCCUUUCGUCGGCGACGCGGUCGGCAGCUUGGACAGGCGCUGGGCGGUCAGUCGACGCAGCGCGGGCAGGCUGCGCUGGCGCGGGGCAAGGCGGGGUCGGCACCUCUUCCUCAGCAGCGGGGCGGUUGGGCGGAGGGCCAGACCCAGGGCGGGCUGGUCGGGGUCUUCGGCCACCAAGGGUACGGCCUCAGAAUGUCAGUCUCGGCUGGCCUGGAAGAAUCUUCCGAGGGGAAGCCAUGGGCGUCGGCCCCAGGGCACGGCCCUGAGGGAGAGGCGGAGGGAUUCAGCCCCUCGAAGUCGCAGCCUCUCCCUCACAUGCAGAAGCCGUUCGACACCUCCCAGGGCGGGAACGAACAGGAAGACGUGCACCUCUGGUCUCACCACGAUCAAUGCGACGUCCUGGGGGUGCACCGGCACGCGGCCGACGGCGAGUCGACACUGGCCAUCGGGGCCCAGGAGCAUCACCGACUAGCCAGAGACUUGGCGGCGCAGCAGCGGGCCUCCAGGGACGCGGUCUGGCACGGGGUUUGGAGCGCCGCCGCUCCUUCGCCCACGUCGGCUGCGGGCUCGGUGGGAAGGGUGGCCGCCCUGGCCCCCGCGUCGGCCUGGGCCACGGCCCUCCCUGGGCGCAGUUUCUCUGAGAUCGUGCCAGGCAGGCCGGUGGCGGGCCGUGUCCGCGCGGGCCCGCGGGCGGGAAUCGUAAUUCUGAGCGUCUAUCUUCACGUUGGAGAGGGCCUCUCAGGCAGCAACAUCGGCAUCGUCUGGCAGCUGUCAAAGUACCUGGGGCAGCUGGAGACCGAAGGUUACCACUGGGACGUAUUGGGGGACUGGAACAUGGAGCCGCAGGUGCUGGACUUCGGCUGGAUCACGCAGCUUCGAGCGGCGGUGAAGGUGGCGGAAUGGCCGCCCUGCAGACAAGGCAGUGGCUCGCGCAUCGACUACUUCGCCGUCUGA